UAGCAGAUGCCAAAGGGUGCCUAUAAAUGAAGAGUCUAUGGACCCUUGUAAACUCUAAGGAACUGGGAUGUGGAUCUCUCUCUGUGAGCCUCCCGUAGGACGCUCUAAGGCCUUUCAAGGCAAUGACGUGUUCUAUUGAGUUCUCAAAUCCAACCAGAAUAUCAAUGUGCUAUAUUCCUACAUGUUUCUUUUCCCUGUGAAAUCUGUGCUUAGUGCUUAAUUGACAUGAUGAGUAGGUAUUUAUUGCAUGUUGUAAAUAAUCAAGGAUAUGUUCUUCAAUGUAGCCACUACAUGCCUAUGAUCUGGCCGGAAGGAAUUGCUCUGCCCUGUGUAAUAUACUGCCAUGGAAAUAGUGGUUCCAGAGUGGAUGCCAGUGAAGCUGCUAUUAUAUUGUUGCCAUCAAAUGUUACAGUUUUCGCUCUUGAUUUCUCUGGUUCUGGACUCUCUGGAGGAGAGUAUGUCACUCUUGGCUGGAAGGAAAAGGACGACCUCAGAGCUGUAAUUGAUUUUCUACGGGCAGAUGAGAACAUUUCUUCAAUUGGUUUGUGGGGACGUUCAAUGGGUGCUGUUUCUUGCCUGAUGUAUGGAGCUGAGGAUCCUUCCAUUGCAGGAAUGGUCCUGGACAGCCCCUUCUCGAAUAUGGUUGAUUUGAUGAUGGAAUUGGUGGACAGUUAUAAAUUUCGGCUUCUUAAGUUAACCGUUAAGCUUGCAAUCCGCUACUUGCGAAGAGCGGUCUUGAAAAAGGCAAAUUUCGACAUUAAGAACUUGAACACAAUCAAGAUUGCAAAAUCUUGCUUUGUUCCAGUUCUGAUUGGCCAUGCCGUUGAUGACAAUUUCAUACAACCCCAUCAUUCUGAUCGCAUAUUUGAUGCUUAUAUGGGGGAAAAGAAUAUAAUCAAAUUUGAGGGUGAUCAUAACUCCCCGCGCCCUCAAUUUUAUUUUGAUUCAAUAAGUAUCUUUUUCAACAACAUAUUACAAACUCCAGCAGAUGAACUAACGAGUACACUUUUUGACUUGUCUCCCAAGUAUUUCGGCGAGGAUAAAUUGAGCACUGCUUGUGAUGUUGAACACACUGAUGAUUUAUUGGUUUUGCCUGCAGCUGAUAGUACAGAAGAUGCCAUUAAGCGUCUUGGCUCCAGCAUAGUGGUCCUGGCAGAUCUAUUAUCCGAAGAUAAAAAAUUAGAUGCACAGGAACAAGGUUUUGGAUCUGGUUCUCGUGAGUUUUCUUCUAAUAUGAUCAGCUUUGAACUUUCUAGCGGCAGUGUCAACAGUUAUCAUACACCUGCAUCCAUAGAUUAUGACAAAUCCGUGGAGCGCCGAAACGCCACAGAUUUCCCGAGCAAUGUAGGGGAAGAAGAAAGGAUGUUCAUGGAAGCCAUGUUUGAGUCGCUGAAGAAUUUGGAACCAGACGAUUAUUCUUCUACGCAGGGUAACUUGUUUGAAACUCUGUCCACCACCAGCACUUCAGCAGCCAAUGAUUAUAAUUUACCUAGAGAAUCUCUACGUAAAUCUACUCCCUAUUUUGAAGCAGAGAUUAGUGAAUCUUCUCCAAAUGACAGUUCAGCAAAGAAUGUGGCUUCUUCCCGUAGAGAUGCUCUAUCUGAUAUCGACAUGGCUGAUCAUAAGAGGGUCACCGUAAAAGUUGUGAAGAACCCGACAACGAAUAUUAUGGCUGGUUUGCAGCGUCGUUGGGAACUCAAUUUCUUUCAGAGUAGAUGAUCGUAGUUACUAUCGUUAGGGACAUAUUUACUUGUAUAUUGUGAUGUGAAUUGUAUGGAAAAUUUAUCAAAAGAAGUUCCUCAGCCAUUAAUCCUGUUGUUAACUGGGGAUAACUGGCUGGGAAGGAGAUUAUAGCUUUAAUUCUUAACAAUGGUGAUAAUAAUAUGUUUGCUAGCGAGAA
Molecule: messenger RNA, 1900 nt
Organism: Olea europaea var. sylvestris
Lineage: Eukaryota; Viridiplantae; Streptophyta; Magnoliopsida; Lamiales; Oleaceae
Exons: 13
Coding region: 226-1719 (497 amino acids)
Source: RefSeq, a predicted model, not a curated record